Molecule: messenger RNA, 3894 nt
Organism: Penaeus chinensis
Lineage: Eukaryota; Metazoa; Arthropoda; Malacostraca; Decapoda; Penaeidae
Biological process (GO): regulation of transcription by RNA polymerase II
Molecular function (GO): RNA polymerase II cis-regulatory region sequence-specific DNA binding; protein binding; DNA-binding transcription factor activity
Source: RefSeq, a predicted model, not a curated record
UCUGUGUCGACGCCAUUUGUAGUAUAAAGUUGUGAAUUGUUUUGUGAGUUUAUAUUUCAUAAGAGGUAGAGAAGGGUGAAGGGUGAGUCAUGUCGGUUGGGGGAGACAGCCGAGUAGUGACCAGGAGGUGUCAUGUGCCCGGCUGUGGUGCCACUUCUCCAGGUGUUGUAGUAUAUUCAGUCAGGAGGAGCAAAGAUGAGGACUCGUACCGUCGAUGGCUCGAAGUCUUAGGCAUUGAUGAUGGACGCCCUGCUGUGCAUGCCUGCCAGAGACAUUUUCCAGCGGGCGCACCAACACGAAAUCAUCCCGACCCUAACCCUAACUUAUUUAAUCCUAUACCUAACCAGGCAGCAGCCCAAAAUGAUGGCACAGGCCAAGGCCUGGGUGCCAGUGUAACCCCAAUAUUCAAUACCUCAGCUGAUGGAACACCACUAGGGCCAGAUGGACACCCUCUCCCUCCCCCUGUCCAGCCCCCUCCUGGCUCAGUCACCAAGUUAGCCCCAAAUGCUACCUUGAUUGACCUGAAUAAGAUCAGAAAGGAUCAUGAUGCAGAUAAGCCUUUCAGGAUUGAACAGGUCACAGUCCUCAUUGAUGAGAGUGAUUUUGUCAAGGUAGUUGCAUAUGGACCACGAGACCCCUUGAACACUUCCCCUGUUGAAAGAGUGCCUGGCCGUUUAGGACGACCAAGGAAAGUACAGCCCCCACCACCACCCAUGUGGGAUGACGGGGGGGCAACAGAUGGCUUAGAGGAUGUGGCAACAGAGCCAUCUUACCACCAAUUUGCAGACCCCUCACUUGGGCAAUGCUUAGAGCAGAUGAGGCAGCUGCGAAUUGAUUGUAACACUGCACUUGUGGAUAUGGAUAAAAGACAGAUGGUUUAUGCCCACAGAGCUGUAUUAGUGGCUCGCAGUCCGUACUUCUAUAGACAGAUGUACUUGAGGAGAAAAAAGUUGAAAUAUCUCUACCAGUUCUGUCGUUUUACUCUACCCAUUGCGGUGAAUUUUGAUGUUGUUGAUGCUGUUGUUUCCUUUAUGUAUACAGGGUCCAUGAGUACUUUAUGGGGCAAAGGCACAGCAUCUGUAAGGAAGGUGCUCUCCCUCUUUGAGAUGAAGGAGGCCCUGGAACAGUAUGAUCAGGAAGUAGCAGGAAGAGAGGUUGAGGAGAAGGAGCCCCGUCGGCCAAGAAAGCGCAUCAAACGUGAACCUGGUGAGGAUGACUUGGAGAGCCUUGUGAUGCCACUUCUGUCAGACACAGGAGGACCAGGCGAUGGCGGGCCAGACGAUGGACUGGGAGAAGAGAGGAGGAGAAGGAGGAGGACUGUCACAGACCAUGAGGGUGGAGGAGAUGAUGCACAUGGAAAAAUGAAGGUAUCAGUCCAGAAGAUAGUCGACAGUGCCCUGACACCCUUCCUUGGUAAGAUUGAAGAACUCUUUGACCCUUCUGCAUCAACUCUUCAGAUUGCCAGAACUUCACAACACAUCAUCACUCUCUGGCAUGCAGAUAUCCUCCUCACUAAGCUAUUUGACCAGAAUGACCUCACUAAGUUCUUCUCAGAAGUUAUGAAUAAUGUAUUAGAAAAGAAGAAUCUCAUGCACCAGCAGGGGAGUGCAGACACAGAAGGCAACGGCUUCAGUGUGGAAUUGCUAGUCACACAUACUGGAGACCCUCUAGUAGAUGAAGCAUACAGCAAAGCUUCCAUAGGGGAUUCAGUUGUCCAAGAGGUGGAAACAAUCACAGUAGGUGACAUGCAAAUUAUCAAUUAUCAUCAAUUUGAUCCCCAACAUAUUCCAAAAUAUGUUCACAUGAUAGCUAUGUACCGCUACUGGAUCCGCAUGGGGAAGAGGUCAAUGGGCAGGUCUGAUCCUAGUGGUGGAGGUGGAGGAGGAGCUGGAAGUAAAGACACUUUGAUGCCACCCUUACUGGAGGGUGAUGUUUUACCUGAUGAUUCAUCAGCACCUCAUGACCUAGAUGACCUUGUUAACAGAAUGGCAGUUGGGGGAGAUGACUUGCUAGUAGGCAGUGGAGGAGCUCUAACAAAAGCAUGCUUCCAGCAGGUAAGCAAUGACUUGAAACGCAGGGCUGUAUCAGAUUUAGAACUGUAUGUCAAUCCAUCAUUUCAUGAGGAGUUGAUUAUGCACAUAAUGGUUGAUCAGGUGGAGGACAGAGGAACACUUCCGCUCAGCUUGGCUGUUUUUCUUGCCAAGGGCUGUAAUUUCUGUCGGAAGAAGGAAUGUAAAGGGGAAGAUUUAACUCUGCCAAUUAGUCCUGACAAUCCAGUGUGUCCUGAUCGCCAAUGUAUUAAGCGCAAUCUUAUAUGUGAAAUUUGUAAUAAGCAGAUGUCAAACUCUAAGUCACUAGCAAGACACAAGUAUAGUUUGCAUGAUAUCCAGGUAGGAGACACAGGUGGUCUCUUUAUUUGCAGUCACUGUGGUGAAACAUUUAGUAAAAAAUGGAAACUCAACAUGCAUGAAAGGCAACAUGAAGACAGAAAGCUAGAAGUCAACUGUCAUAUUUGUGGAAAAGUCAUGCGUGGAGCUAUGGCAUUAAAAAAGCACGUCAGUAUGGUUCAUGAGACAAAACCACAGUUCCAGUGUGACUUCUGUAACAAGAGCUUUAAACGGAAAGAGACACUGAAUGUCCAUCGUAGAAUCCACACAGGAGAGAAACCAUUCCCCUGUGCACGCUGCGAUUAUGCAUCAGAAACUAAAGGCAAUCUCAAAGCACACAUGUGGCGUAAGCACAAGAUACAGUUGGGUGGCCCUACAGCUGAACAGCAGCAGCAGCAACAGCAAGCAGCAGAGGAACAAGCAAUGGCUGCUACAUUAGUUGCUCAUGCACAUACACUUGCAGAUGGUUCUUUCAUUAUUGCGCAGGGAGCUCCGCCCCCAGGCACAAUAAUAUCAUUGGAAGUCUGCUUGCAAACUUUUUCAAUUAAGAUCUCCAAACUAGUCUGUGGCAAAUAUCAGUUCAACAUUAUACACUGUAUCAGGGAAAAAGUAUAUGCCAAACAUUUUAGUGUUAGGUUAUCUAGACUGUAGAGGUUACAGUUUUAAUUUUUUUAUAGCCUGAUGUUCAAAACUGCAUAACUUAAGACUGAAUAUAAACAAGAUGUUGCUGACUUUUUUUCCAUAAAAGAUAUCAUAAGACACUUGAGCUUCAAGCAAUAGAUAUACUUCCUUAUCUGAACUUGAGUUUCAAGCAGUAGAUAUUAUUCCUCAGGCUUCCAGCACCAUAGAAUGGUGGAUUUUAAUAGAAGUCUUUCUUUUGCUUACUGUAUUUUUACAGUGAAAUGAAGAGAUUCAAGAACUCUUCUUGGAUAUUUUGUGUACUGUAUUAAAUACUGGUGAACACCCUGGAUAAUGGGUAUAUAUUUGUAGCAGGCUGUUAAAUAGUUGUUAUCUCCUGAUACUGUGCCUUCUCAUAUGUCUGUAAACCAAAGAUAAUUAAACCAGAAAGAAUAAGCAAGACAUUUCAUUGGCAUUUAUUAGAUGAUCAGGUUUAUAUGUAUGUAUUUGUGUGUAUAGGUUUAAGUUGUUAUUUCUGUUGAACAGAUGGUUUGUUUACCUGAUAUAAAUUAGUCAUGAUGUUCUUAUUGUGUAUAUAUCCUGGAUAUUAUCUUUUAUUAAUUCUAAAGUAUUACAUGAAAUAUGACAUCCUCUCUUCACUAGUUUUGUAGAUACCACAUAAAAUUAGAUAAAUGAAUGUUUUCCAUGAGCUGUGAAAAUGAAUGCUAUAAUGGAAAAGAUUCCAGCAGAUCUUUAGAUGUAGAAUGUUGAAAUAUGUGUGAAUGAGAUUAAUUUCUUAAGGCAUGAUCAAUCUCAUUCAUAGUUCUUUUCUAUGUUUACCUCAAGAGAUUCAUAAAAUUGUAAAAGAACAGUAAAUGGUAUAGUAUUU